Molecule: messenger RNA, 2635 nt
Organism: Blepharisma stoltei
Lineage: Eukaryota; Ciliophora; Heterotrichea; Heterotrichida; Blepharismidae
Source: the annotation of a GenBank genome assembly
AUGCCGACAAGAGGGAUACUUGAAGUUUUGAUUCAUUCAGAAAGCUUUAGAAAUAUCGAUUUAUACUACCAAGGCCUUUAUUUUAUCCAAUUCACAGCGUAUUUCAAAGACGAAACCUGCGAAGUCCAUGCGAUCCCAAUACAAAUCCAGCCAUCAGAGCAUAUUUCGCAUUCAAAGUCUUUGCACAAUCUUUGACCUGCACAGAUUGAUGACGAAAACAAUGCUUAUAUGACAAAAAUUUUCCUUAUAAGGUAUUCAGACGAAACAGUCAAAUGUGGAGAAGUCGGCAUCUUUAGGGCAGAAAUUGAAUUUGACUUGACAAUUGAGCAGAUUCCGUUAAUUAUUGAAGCAGAACUGUUUUUUUCAGAUUUAGAAGGAAAUGUGGAAGCUGAAUAUAUCAGAAAAAUCAUGAAAGACCCAGUGCUGGCACCUCAGUUUAAGUCUGUAGGAAAUGCUCAGUUUAAAGUUGCGAACCCUUUUUUUGGAGUAAAUCAGAUGAUUCCUGUGAUUUUUACUGAUCUUUAUUCAUGUGUGCUGAAUACAACUAUUCAUGUUUUGCUACUGGAUUAUAAAUUUGAUGCAGACCAUCAAGCGGAAAGUCUUUUCCCGGAAAUCCAAACGAAACUGAAAAGCAAAGCAAUUGAUAGAGCGUAUGACACUUUUGUGCUGUUAUUAGCUACUGUGCAUAAUAAUAUAAGGAAUUUAGUUAGCAAAGUGAUGAAAGCUGAAGGGGCAAGAUAUAAAAUUUCAAAUAUCAAGAAAAGAAUAAAACUCCCUGUGCUGAUUGGACUAAAAGAAGGACAAGAAUAUGCAAAAACUGAUACAGGGGUAAGAAGAGCGCUUUUCAGUGAAUGCAUGACUGUGAGGAAUAAACAAAGUGUGACUGAUUUUAUUAUUAAUGAAAUUAAAGAAGUGGCUGCCAAUUUGUGCCAGAUUAAGUAUGAUUUAGGAGAGGUAUUGAGGCAUAAUUCUGAAAUUGUGUUUGAGAUACUUCAGAUUAAGUAUGCUAAAUUAAGCAAGACUUUUAAUAAUGCUCGCAUAAACAAAAAUGGUGAUGGCAGACCACCUCGACCUCUCGGCCUUAUUUCUUCAAAAGCAGCAGGCAAAGGCAGUAAUGUUAGGGGAUUAGGUAGUAGAAAGGAGUCGGCAAUCCUUUAUGCAUGCCUGGCUAAGUUUACCUGGGAGCUGACCCCUAGGAUUUGGGGUUUUUCCUCCUAUCAAGGACUCAUAUAAAUAGCUAACUUAAUAAUGCUCUAAUUUAUUUUUUUCUAUGAAUUCAUUCUUAAUAAAUAUACAACACAACAAUGAGGGAAAGGUGAGGCGAAAACAUAUAUCGUGCCAUAAAGCCUCUUCCUUACACAGUAAUCGCUGACCACAACACUCAAGAUUCCCACAACAGUGUGGCUGAAGCUCGAAGAAAAUCCAACUACAUGCCAUUUCUUGAAGCUUUAGAAGUAGAAGACCUAAAGGUAUUUUUACGUCCAGAUUUAUCCACAAUCCUCUUUGAAGACGUUUUUAUCAGAGAAAAAUUUCAAGAUUCCUUUGAUCCUAUCUGCUAUUCCACAAAAUCUAAAUUUGAGCCAAAAACACAUUUAUUUAUACUAGUCCACGGCUUUAUGGGCUCCUACUAUGACAUGAAGAUUAUCAAGGACACUUUGUCCUUAUUUUUGCCAAAUUCCUCAUUUUUUAGCUCUAGGGCUAAUGAAGGAAAAACAGAAGGUAGCAUUUUUGAUAUGGGGUAUCAGCUAGCUAUGGAGGUUAAAAGUAUUUUAGAAGAAUUUCAGUAUAGAGCUAUUAAUAGGAUCUCGUUUAUAGGACACUCGUUGGGAGGACUUAUUAUAAGAGCUGCAUUGCCACAUCUGUCUGAGCUGAAGGAAAAGCUGAAUCUUUAUAUGACUUUUGGAAGUCCACAUUUAGGCUGCAUUUGUGGGUCGUCGAAACUUAUUGAUGCAGGGCUUUGGCUGCUUGCGAAGCUCAAGAAGACUAUAAGUUUACAGCAGCUGGCAAUGACUGAUUCAAAAAACCCUAGGAAAACUUGUAUUUAUAGCUUGUCGAGGGCUGAAGGGCUAGGAUGGUUUAAGAAAAUUAUUUUGGUUAGCUCUUCGCAGGACAAUUAUGUGCCAUUUGAGUCUGCAAGAAUUGAAGCUGGAAAAAGUGCUUUUGAAGGUGAUACUUUGCAGCUAGAGAUGGCUGAUGGAUUAAUUUCACAGAUUCGUGCAGACUUAUUAUAUAGGAUUGAUGUGAAUUUUGGAAUGAAAGAUGACUUGCUGACUCUUUGAGCUCACCUAUGAAAUUUUUUAGCUAAAUUGAAAUUUAAAUGCUAAUAUCAGCUUUAGUAUGCUGGAGUUCCUUGCAGCUUCUUUCAGCUGUAAAAAAAGGACGAUCAGAUCCCGAUAGACUAAUUUUUGAAUAUUUUAAAUAAUUUAAAUGAUUAUAGUCUAAGAAUUUUAUUAUUCAGCUAUAUGAUUGAUCGCUAAGCCUCUUAAAUUUCAUUUAGAUACAAAAAAUAAAAAAUUUAUUUUUCCUAUUGGGGAGAGUAAGUAAUAUGAUAGGAAGAACUGCACAUGUCCAAAUGCUAGAUAAUCCUCCCUUAUUGAAUAUGCUUCUCUAUCUUCAUCCAGAUGCAUUUUGUUAA